AUGGAGGUGGAGGCUGGGGCUCGGAGGGAGACUGCGGCGAGCAAGUUCACGCUGCCAGUGGACUCGGAGAACAAGGCCAAGUCAUUCAGGCUUUUCUCCUUCGCCAACCCGCACAUGCGCACUUUCCACCUCUCCUGGAUCUCCUUCUUCACGUGCUUCGUCUCCACCUUCGCCGCUGCGCCACUUGUGCCCAUCAUCCGCGACAACCUCAACCUCGCCAAGGCUGAUAUCGGCAAUGCCGGGGUGGCCUCUGUGUCUGGGUCCAUCUUCUCCAGGCUUGUCAUGGGCGCCGUUUGUGACCUCCUCGGCCCUCGCUACGGUUGUGCCUUCCUUGUCAUGCUCGCCGCACCCACCGUCUUCUGCAUGUCUCUUAUCGACAGUCCUGCUGGAUACAUCACGGUGCGGUUUCUCAUCGGUUUCUCCCUCGCGACUUUCGUGUCAUGCCAGUAUUGGAUGAGCACCAUGUUCAAUAGCAAGAUUAUCGGCACCGUCAAUGGGCUCGCGGCCGGGUGGGGCAACAUGGGUGGUGGUGCAACACAACUCAUCAUGCCACUCGUCUUCCACGCCAUCGAGAAGUGUGGAGCCACACCUUUUGUCGCAUGGCGCAUCGCAUACUUUGUGCCUGGCAUGAUGCACAUAGUGAUGGGUCUUCUCGUGCUCACCCUGGGACAAGACCUCCCCGACGGCAACCUUGGGAGUCUUCAAAAGAAGGGUGAUGUGAACAAGGACAAGUUCUCCAAGGUCUUAUGGGGCGCUGUCACCAACUACCGGACAUGGGUCUUCGUCCUCCUCUAUGGUUACUGCAUGGGUGUCGAGCUCACCACCGACAACGUCAUCGCCGAGUAUUACUUUGAUCACUUCCACCUUGACCUCCGAACCGCUGGCACCAUCGCCGCCUGCUUUGGCAUGGCCAACAUUGUUGCACGUCCCACAGGUGGAUACCUCUCCGACCUUGGUGCCCGUUACUUUGGCAUGCGUGCUCGCCUUUGGAAUGUCUGGAUCCUCCAAACUGCCGGCGGUGCCUUCUGCCUCUGGCUCGGACGUGCCACCGCCCUUCCCGCCUCAGUCACCGCCAUGGUCCUUUUCUCUAUAUGUGCGCAAGCCGCUUGUGGUGCCAUCUUCGGCGUCGCCCCCUUCGUCUCCCGAAGGUCUCUCGGCAUCAUCUCUGGCAUGACUGGUGCUGGUGGUAAUGUUGGUGCAGGUCUCACGCAGAUUCUUUUCUUCACUUCAUCACAGUACACCACUGGCAAGGGGCUCGAGUACAUGGGCAUCAUGAUCAUGUGUUGUACACUGCCUAUCGCGCUUGUGCACUUUCCACAGUGGGGCUCCAUGUUCUUCCCAGCCAAUUCUGACGCCACCGAGGAAGAGUACUAUGGGUCCGAGUGGACCGAUGAGGAGAAGAAAAAUGGUCUCCAUCUUGCCGGGCAAAAGUUUGCCGAGAACUCCCGCUCGGAGCGUGGCAGGCGCAACGUCAUCCUCGCCACGUCUGCUACGCCGCCAAACAACACUCCCCAGCAUGUAUAA
Molecule: messenger RNA, 1524 nt
Organism: Lolium rigidum
Lineage: Eukaryota; Viridiplantae; Streptophyta; Magnoliopsida; Poales; Poaceae
Product: high-affinity nitrate transporter 2.1-like
Exons: 1
Coding region: 1-1524 (507 amino acids)
Biological process (GO): cellular response to nitrate; nitrate transmembrane transport
Cellular component (GO): plant-type vacuole membrane; plasma membrane
Molecular function (GO): nitrate transmembrane transporter activity
Source: RefSeq, a predicted model, not a curated record